Molecule: messenger RNA, 3088 nt
Organism: Triplophysa rosa
Lineage: Eukaryota; Metazoa; Chordata; Actinopteri; Cypriniformes; Nemacheilidae
Gene: cdk20
Product: cyclin dependent kinase 20
Exons: 8
Coding region: 227-1261 (344 amino acids)
Biological process (GO): protein phosphorylation
Cellular component (GO): nucleus
Molecular function (GO): ATP binding; cyclin-dependent protein serine/threonine kinase activity
Source: RefSeq, a predicted model, not a curated record
UUGCCGUAGAAGAACGUAUUGUCUUGGCAACUGCUCGCGUACUGCAGCCAGAUAAGGUCCAGCGCAGCAACCUCUAAAACAGCAUUCAACUUAGCGUUUCUUUUCAUUUUCUUCUCAUUUUAAUUGCUGUUUUUCUUUUAUUGUCAUGUAGUAAUGAAUGACUAAAAGUUGCUAAUGUUUGAGAGACGACGUCCUUUUCGGUGUUGUUAGCAAACCGUCCUCCGUAAUGGAUCAGUACAGCAUCCUCGGCAGGGUUGGGGAAGGAGCUCAUGGCAUUGUUUUCAAAGCCAGACACAUCGAAACCGGAGAGACCGUUGCUUUAAAAAAAGUGGCCUUGCGAAGACUUGAAGAUGGAAUUCCUAACCAGGCUCUCAGAGAAAUCAAAGCUCUGCAGGAGAUUGAAGAUAACCAAUAUGUGGUGAAACUAAAAGACGUCUUCCCCCACGGCACCGGCUUUGUGCUUGUGUUUGAGUACAUGUUGUCAGAUCUCUCAGAAGUCAUUAGAAAUUCUCAACGUCCUCUUACCGCGUCUCAGGUCAAAGGAUACAUGAUGAUGCUGCUAAAGGGAGUGGCCUUCUGCCACGAGAAUUCCAUUAUGCACAGGGACCUAAAGCCCGCAAACCUUCUAAUCAGCUCCACCGGUCAUCUUAAGAUUGCUGAUUUUGGCCUGGCAAGACUUUUCUCCAAUGAAGGGGAUCGUCUGUAUAGUCAUCAAGUGGCAACCAGAUGGUACAGAGCUCCAGAACUUCUGUAUGGUGCUCGAAAAUACGACGAAGGAGUUGAUCUCUGGGCAGUGGGCUGCAUUUUCGGGGAGCUGUUGAACAACUCUCCUCUUUUCCCCGGAGAGAAUGACAUUGAGCAGCUGUGCUGUGUGCUCCGAGUGCUGGGAACUCCUAACCAGAAAGUUUGGCCAGAAAUAACAGAACUACCAGACUACAAUAAGAUCACGUUUAAAGAAAACCCACCCAUUCCUUUGGAGGAGGUCGUGCCUGAUUCUUCACCUCAGGCUGUGGACCUACUAAAGAAGUUUCUUGUCUAUCCAUCCAAACAGCGGAUCAGUGCCAGACAGGCUUUGCUCCAUCCGUAUUUCUUCACAGACCCUCUCCCGGCUCAUCACUCAGAGCUGCCCAUCCCUCAACGCGGAGGAAAACCCUCUGGACAGCGCAUGCAACCCCCCAAUGAGUUCACUGUGGAUCGACCCUUACACGAGAGCUUGGUGGACCCUGCGCUGAUCCAAAGGCAUGUGUGGGGUUGUUUCUGAUUGCACAUAUGUACAGUUUUUGUUUACUUUACAAAAAAAUGAUACUUUAUAGUUUACUAUAUGCAUUAUACUGUAAUAGCUGUGAUUAAAUGAUGAAAUAUUAUGGCAUACUUUUGAACAGCUUUUUCAACUACGCACUUCAUUAGUUUAGUUAUUUAUUUCUACACAGUUACACAUGUUAGGUUCAAAGGAAUUGCCUGUUUGACUUGAUAAAGCAGUUUGACCCUUCGGUGAAACGAUUCUUUCUUUCUGCUGAACAAACUUUAACCUCAUCGGGUUAUGGAAGCUUGUUUUAACCGAUCAGGUUGUAUUCAGUUAGCAGAACGGGCUCAUACAAUUUUGUGCCAACAUUAUGUAAAACCAUCUGCUUUGUUUAACACUAAAUUGUGGCAGGUAUUUCAAACGAAAGAGAAUAUUAUUUUCCACAGUUACAGGUGAUAAGGCUUUUCUCUGGUAAAUAACUUCCUCCAUUCCUUUCUGAAAUGCAGAGAUAACUUUCACGAAACCAUUCGUGUGUAAACUCUGGGCCCUCGUUUGUCCUGUUAAUGUUUUAUAGCUGUUUUGAUUUGACUUGCACUACUAUACUUUACCAGUGUGAAUUAAACGAAUCUCUUCAAAUAACAGACAUGGAUCAUACACGUGAACUCUAUAACCACAGCAGUAAUGAUGUCGUGAAUGCAUUUGCAAGUUUUUGUUCUGCUAUACUUUACAUUCACUGAGCCGAAUGACAGCCCCGCCAGCACACUUGUUGAUUCAUCUCUCGAAUUUCCCUUAAAACUGAACGAACAAAAGAAGAGAAAACGGUAAGCUUUGAUUAACAAAUGACUUUGACGGUCGUGCUGUGUGUUGAUGUGCUCGGACUGUACAUUUUUAAGAUGACUGCUGCGUUUGUCUCUAUUUGCAUCACUGCAAUCGCUCAACUGUCCUCUUGUGUUACAUAUUAAACUACGCUUUGCAUUUUUUAUUGGCUGCAUUUUCCCUUUUGUUCCUUUUGUGGUUUGGCUUUUAUCAAAGACUUUAUUGUGCCGGUUAAAAUUCUCAGGUUUCUAGUAAGUUUAAGAACUUUAUUUCUUCACACUUCAUUUUUGUUUGGAAAUUGUCAUGUUGGUUCAGUCUAUAAUUGUGUUUGACUGUUCAUAGAAGAUCCAUUGGUGGAAUAUAUGAAUAUUGAUUGCAUAUGUCAGUGUUAAUGUUUGGGUGUUAGUUUUGGCUGCAGUGUUACAACUUUACAACCAUUGAAACUAUUUUAGCAGAUUUUAACAGAUCAUAUUUUUAAGACCUUAUUUGUAUUUUCUAAUUAAUUUGUUUUUUUGAGUGAAAACUUGUAUUUAUGUCAAGUGCAUGUAUAAUAUUUAGGGAUGCACCGAUACCAUUUUUUAAAUACCGAGUACGAGUACCGAUAUUUUUUCUGGUUCUCGCCGAUACCGAUGCCUGUACCUUUUCACAACACAGUGAGACCAAUAAAAAUGAAAUAACUUCUUAAUUACAAACAACUCCACCUUAAACACAUUAUGAAAAAUAAACAAUUUCAUGUGCUUUUCACAAACUUUCAAAGCAAAUUUCACAACAAAUUUCUGUCAGUUCUGUCACAUGACGUAUCGGUGUACGAGUACGAGUACAUGAGCUUGGUAUCGGUGCAUCCCUAAUAAUAUUUUAUUAGUUUAUAGUUUAGAUUUGAAAAUACUCUUACUUUAAAGUAUAUAAGAUACAUGUUAUAUUACUUUUCAGCUGGUUAUGAGUUUGUACGUUAAUUGUGUAACGUCGUUACCAAUGUGAGACACAUUUAAUUAUUGUUGUAUGUCUCCACAUAUAGCAGAAUGACAAUAA